Venustampulla echinocandica is the source of this 3150-nucleotide messenger RNA. RefSeq names its product Quinoprotein alcohol dehydrogenase-like protein. Bases 1 to 3150 code for a protein of 1049 amino acids. The record is from RefSeq and is a predicted model, not a curated record. Gene Ontology annotation, biological process: rRNA processing. Lineage: Eukaryota; Fungi; Ascomycota; Leotiomycetes; Helotiales; Pleuroascaceae. The transcript has 3 exons. Gene Ontology annotation, cellular component: Pwp2p-containing subcomplex of 90S preribosome; small-subunit processome. Gene Ontology annotation, molecular function: protein binding.
AUGCCUUCUACUGUGGUCGCCAAUGUGCCCGAUGGUCCAGUUGCGAAAAGGCAGAAGCUCAAUCGCCUGGAGGGAGAUGCACGCCGCACGACUCCCCGAGAAUCAAGAAUAUUUACACCCUUUCGAACAAUUGGUCUAGUAUCCUCGACUACCGUUCCGUUUACAUCUAUCCCUCUAGGGAAGACUACCUUCCAGAUUACUACCUCAGUCGGCCGUUGUCUUCAAACAUACGACCUCAAGCGCGGUCUCAAUCUCGUAUUUCUUACUCGUCCACAGACGCCCGGCGAUAUCACGGCGACAAAAGCUUGGAAAGACCGAGUCUUCGCAGCAUGGGGAGACCCAAGCAACGAUUCCUCACAAGGUCUUUGGGUCUUCCAACGGGGGAAAGAGGUCGCCAGGUUGGACAUGCCACUAGACCUGGCCCAGCCCAUUAAGCAGAUACUCAUUUUUGGUUCAUGGAUAGUGGGAUGCUGCACGACUAGGAUAGAGGUCUGGAAAUCGACUACCUAUGAGCACUAUACGACUUUGUACCCAACCGCGGUGCAGAAGGGCGGGAAUGAGAUUUCCGGGGGUAUUUGCAAUAUGCCGACAUAUCUAAACAAGGUCUUUGCUGGCAGGAAGGAUGGCAGUGUCGAGAUCUGGAAUGUGAGCUCCGGAAAGCUGAUCUAUACCAUAUUGCCCCCUGCCGCGAACUGUGGUGCUGUUACUGCCCUGCAACCAACCCCAGCAUUGUCACUAUUGGCGAUUGCGUAUUCCGAGGGCGCCCUCACGGUACAUGAUAUACGAGUCGACAAGGCGAUUAUUCAACUCUCUGGAGGAGAUUCGAAUUCUAUGAUUACAUCGAUAUCGUUUCGAACCGAUGAUCUUGGAGCUGGCGAGGAUGGGAGAAAACCAGGAGUAAUGGCCACUGCCGGACCAGACAAUGGGGAUGUGACAUUCUGGGAUCUUAACGGCGGUGGGAGAGUGAUGGGCGUACUUAGAGGCGCCCAUAAUCCCCCUUCAGAGGGCGAAGCCGUGGUAGGGGGCGGGGUGAGCAAGAUUGAAUUCCUGCCUGGUCAGCCGGUCAUCGUUACUAGUGGGCUGGAUAAUUCCUUGAAAUCUUGGGUAUUUGAUGAGACGCCAUACUCUCCCAUCCCGCGAAUCUUGCAUUCUAGAAGCGGGCAUGCCGCACCGGUGACGAAAUUAUUGUUCCUUCCCUCCGACUCUGAUGGUGCGGAUGCCGGAGGAAAAUGGCUGCUUAGCGCGGGGGAAGAUCGAAGUUUGUGGGGAUGGAGUCUUCGAAGAGAUGGUCAAAGUACAGAGCUCAGCCAGGGAAACAUUCGCCGAAAGGCAAAAAAGCUGGGGAUAUUGGGCAAUGUUUCGCGUCCAAAUGAACUUAGCACAAGUUUGGAGGAUUUGAAGGCCGCAAAGAUAACUUGCCUUGCUAUAUCGCUGAAUCGCGAUGGCGGGAUGGGAGCAAGUGCAGGAACUGGGGCUGUGUGGCAAAAAAGCACAAAUGCAUCCAAGAAACCAACAGAUGCCACGCUGAGCGGGAUGACUGGAUGGGAAAGCAUUGUCACAGGUCACCAAGACGAUAGAUAUGCCCGAACUUGGUUCUGGGGAAGGAAGAAAGCUGGAAGAUGGGCUUUUGAGACGGGGGAUGGAGCGAAUGUCAGAAGUGUGGCAGUAAGCCCGGAUGGAACGUUUGCUGUUGUCGGAUCAGAUGCUGGCGGGAUUGAUUCGUUCAAUCUUCAGUCCGGAAUGCACCGUCAAAGGUACCCUCCUAGAUUAACCCCAGCCCAAGCCAGAAAACUCAAACUCCAGAAACUUCAAGUACAGGAUGGUUCACUUGAAGUGGGAUCAAAGCUAGGAAAGAAAUUUACCGCUGGACUAGGAAAGCACACCAAAGCGGUCACUGGCCUUGUGGUGGACUCGUUAACCAAGCAUCUCAUUAGUUGUUCACUGGAUGGAAGUAUCAAAUUUUGGGAUUUUGGAACGGGGAAUCUUGUCGAUGAGAUUGAUUGGCAUCCAAUGGCAUCGAUUACCGGAAUGCGAUAUCAUGCUUCGAAUGAUCUUAUAGCAGUCGCAAGUGAUGAUUUAUCUAUCAGAGUGGUUGAUAUCGAGACUAAGAAGACAAUUCGAGAGCUGUGGGGUAGCACUGGUGUCAUCAACGACUUUUGUUUCUCAAAUGAUGGGAGAUGGGUCAUUGCCGCUUCAAGCGACUGCAUUGUGCGAGUUUGGGAUCUUCCUACGGGCCACUUGAUUGAUGCUAUCCGGAUGAAGUCCCAAUGUACGGCGUUAGCUUUCUCAGGCACAGGCGAAUUCCUUGCCACAACCUGCGAAGGGGAGAUAGGGGUGAACAUCUGGAACAACAAGACAUUGUUCACGCAUGUCCCUACAAGGCAUAUCUCUGAAAAUGAGGUCGCAGAAAUGGCAGGCCCAACAGUCUCUGGUGAAGGCGGCCAUGGGGUAAUCGAUGGCGCCUUUGAGGAUCAAGUCGAGGAGAGCCAAGAUGCUGGACCCGCUCCCGUCAUCGAUCAGCUAAGUACCGAUAUGAUGACCCUAAGCUUGAUCCCUAAAAGUAGGUGGCAAACGCUUUUGCACCUAGAUCUCAUUAGACAGCGUAACAAACCGAAAGAUGCGCCCCAGGUGCCGGAGAAAGCGCCUUUCUUCCUGCCAUCACUUGAAAAGCCAAUGCCAACGGCUGCCGUGGAGGAAAAACAGGCCGAAGAUAGCAUAGCUGAGCGCUCUCGCAUUAUGAAGAUGGACCGUCUUGCAUCAGAAGGUGCAUUCACAGUCGCUCUUCGAUCCGGCGGCGAAGGCGGAGAUUAUACCGCCUUCAUCAACCACCUCAAAACUCUCUCUCCGUCGGCGGCAGACCUUGAAAUUCGGUCGCUUAAUCCGGGAGGCACCGAAUCAGAGUCCGAUGAGCUUGUUAAUUUUGUAGAAGCUCUCACGAGCAGACUGAGGCAGAAGCGGGAUUAUGAAUUGGUGCAGGCGUGGAUGACUGUAUUCCUGAGGCUGCACUUGGAUGCUCUGAGCCACGAUGAUAAGCUGGUGCAGGCGCUUGGAGAAUGGAGACAAUGCCAGCAGGAGGAGGGUACUAGGCUAGGAGACUUGGUCGGGUUCUGUGGUGGUGUUGUGGGCUUUUUGCGGAGCCCAAGGACAUGA